Messenger RNA from Aegilops tauschii subsp. strangulata, 3718 nucleotides. RefSeq lists its product as uncharacterized. NCBI's taxonomy places the organism in Eukaryota, Viridiplantae, Streptophyta, Magnoliopsida, Poales, Poaceae. The record is from RefSeq and is a predicted model, not a curated record.
UCUACGAACGAACUCUCUGAGGCGGCGAUAUGAUGGCGACCGGCGGCGUUCGCGAUUGAUGUCCAGCGAUUGGAGGCGCAGGACGGGAGUCGGGGCUGCUAAUCCGACCGCGGCGCUGGUCCGAUGGCUCCAUCACGGCGGCUUCCCAACACCCCUCCUCCGGAGUAUGGACCCAAGGAGGAGCUGUUCUCAGUAGAGAUUAAUCAUGGUGGGGUUUUUCUCGGCUUUGGAGCAAACAAGAAAUACAUGGAUUGCAAAACAGAUUUCUUUGAUCAUUGUGAGGUUGAAACCUGGUCGCCGCUGUGGAUUAAAGAUUUUGUGCAGCAGCUUGGCUAUGAUCCAAGUAAAGUGCAGUGUUUCUGGUUACUUCCUGGAAUGAAUUUGGAUAAUGGACUGAGAAUUAUUGAUAGAGAUGCAGACUGUCUUAGUAUGACUGCUGUUGUGCCAAAGUUCAAGCAUUUCAAGUUGUACAUGGAUCAUGGUGAUAUUUAUAGCGAGCUGAAUAUGGAUGACAUAUGCAUAAUUGGCUCACCUACAAUGCCUGAUAUCAUGAGUCUUGUGAAGCCACAAGAAAGAGGUACAAAGAGUUAUAUUAGGAGUAGUCCUAGGAUCAAGAGCAAGGCACAAAAAGGGAGAACUAAAGAACAAGUGCAGAAAAACAAUGACAGUGAUAGUGAUGAUAGUGAUAGUGAUUGUAGUUAUGAAGAUUGGGCUGACUCAGACAAUGACUUUAAGAAUGGCGAUGAUAAUCUGUUUGAGGAGUGGGUUGAUGACUUCAAUAAGGAUCUCAGAGCAAAGAAAAAUAAAGCAGUACAGUACGAGAGGGAUAGUGACUAUGACACUGAUGAGCUAGAACUGCCAGCUUCAGAGAAUGAGGGAAAUGAAUCAGAACAUGAGGUUGUUAUGGAAAAAGGGAAGAAAAAGAAAAAGAAGAAGGUGAAGCUCAGGUCUUUCAAGCCAGAGGACAUGAAAGCACAAAUAUUCAAAUUGGGUAUGAAGUUCCCUACUGCAGCUGAUCUUAGAAGGGCAAUUCGAGAGUACGCUAUUCAGAAUAGAGUUGCAAUCAAGUAUGCAAAGAAUGAUAAACAAAGAAUUAGGGCACACUGCUCGGAUGACUGUCCAUGGUAUUUAUUCGCAGCACCUGACAGCAGAACCACAAGUUUUGUGGUGAAAACUUAUGUGGGGGAUCACACCUGCAGUAAAGAAUGGGAGGUCAAUGGAUUCACAUCAAGAUAUCUAGCUGGCAAGUAUUUGGAGAACUUCAGGGCAGACGAAAAGAUGACAUUGAUGAAUUUUGCAAGGUUGGUGCAGAAGGACUACAACAUGAUCCCUACAAGGAGCAAGCUAGCAAGAGCAAGAAGGAUAGCAAUAAAGAAGAUUCAUGGAGAUGAGGAGAAACAAUACUCGAUGAUGUGGGACUAUGCACAAGAGAUCAGAAUGUCAAACCCUGGAAGUAGCAUGUUUAUCAAACUCAAAGAUGGCAGAUUCCACCAAUGUUACAUGUCAUUAGAUGCUUGUAAAAGAGGCUUUUUGGCUGGAUGCAGGCCUGUUAUUUGUGUUGAUGGGUGCCAUCUUAAAACAAAAUAUGGUGGACAAUUGUUGACUGCUGUAGGGAUUGAUCUAAACAACUGUAUUUUCCCCAUUGCUAUGGCUGUAGUUGAAGUGGAGGACACACCAACAUGGAAGUGGUUUCUACAGACUUUGAAAGAUGAUCUGCACAUAGUGAACACAGCACCUUGGACAGUGAUGAGUGAUAGGCAAAAAGGACUAAUAAAUGCCGUUACUGCUUUGUUCCCUCAUGGACAACACAGGUUUUGUGUGAGGCACCUUUACCAAAAUUUUGCAAAGAAGUGGAAGGGCGAGAACCUGAAGAACAAGUUAUGGGCAAUUGCAAGGUCGUACAAUAAAAUUGACUGGAGAAAAAACAUGGAUGACAUGAAGGAAUUAAAUCUGGAAGCUUAUGAGUACUUAGAAGCAAUUGAACCAAGUUCCUGGUGCAGGGCCUUUUUCCAAGAAUUACCAAAGUGUGACGUGCUACUAAACAAUAAUUGUGAGGUCUUUAAUAAGUGGAUACUUGAUGCUAGAGAGCUGCCUGUCAUGAGCAUGUUCAAAAAAAUCAAAAAUCAAUUGUCGACAAGGUUUUAUAGCAAGAACAAGGAAAGUGAAGAGUGGUGUGGAACAAUUUGUCCCAAGAUCAAAAAGAUACUUGAUAAGAAUGCAGAAAUGGCUAAUAAUUGUCAGGCAUUGCCUUCUGGCAAAGGCAUCUUUACUGUCUUGGGACUCAGAGGCGAGUACAAGGUUGACAUAAACAAAUACACAUGUUCAUGCAAAGCUUGGCAGCUAACAGGCAUACCAUGAGACAUGGCAUCUCUUGUCUCAGAGGUGAAAGAAUCAAACCAGAGAAUGUUGUCUCUCCAUGCUAUAGUAUUGCAGCAUUCAAGAAAGUAUAUGGUGAAGUUAUUAUGCCUUGCAGAGACCCAAGAGAGUGGGAAAAGGUGAAUGCUGCUCCAAUCUUGCCACCCCUAUACGAAAAGCAUGUUGGGAGGCCUAGCAAUAAAAGAAAGAAGAACCCUGUAGAGACUGAUGAAGGAAAGUUGAGCAAGCAUGGUGCGGUUUCUCACUGCAGUAUUUGUAGGUCAGUUGAUCAUAAUAAAAGAACUUGCCCUGAAAAAGGUAGACAGGAGCAACAAGAUGAGGCAAGGCAAGGGGAGCAGCAAGAGGCAGGACAAGUGCAGCAAGGUGAGGCAGUUCAAGGACAAAACUCAAUUCCAAGGCAUAUUGCCAAAAAGGCAAAAAUACCAGUGAAGAGAAGGAUUAGUUCAACUGAUCAGACCACAUCUUCUGCAAGUGUGGUUGGAUCUAGUGUAAUACAAGUGUGGGAGCAGAACAUGUCUGUGUUCGACAUACUGAUGCAAUCCUCACAGCCGUCCCAAGAAUCCCAGGCACCAAGACCUCUUCCUGACAAUCAAUUUCUUGCAAGCCAAAUAGAGGAUCUACAAAUGACAAAACAGACCACAACUAUAAUCCAUGUAGCAGCAAAGAAGAAGAAAAGGAAGGAGAAGAUCACGGAGAAGGAGAAUGUUAUUCCUAGGAAGAAGAAAUAGAAGAUGAAGUGGACAUGCCUUCUAUUGGACAGAACCUGGUUUCUUUUUGAACAGAGUUUGGUUUCUUUUGGAUAGAUAGAGAUGGUUAGGGCCUUCACAAAUUGUUAGGGCCUUCACAAAUUGAAGGCUUUAUUUUGGACGGAGGUACUACUUAUGUAAUGUGGUACUGCAUCAUGCAGAGUGCAACCCAGUACCACAUUACAUAGUUGCAAGCUUUAGUGUGUAUCUAUGUUUAUGUAAGAGCACUCUUUAUGUAAUGACAAUAUGAUGUGCUACUUCCUGGAAUUGUGGCAAUUCUCAUCUAUAUAUUUGCCUGUUAAGUUGCAACAUCAUUUCUCUCUUCUAUGAUUGUCCAGACCAAGUAUCAUUUAUCAUUUGUAAUCUUAGAGAGAGGGUGUGAAAUAUAUAUUCAUUUGUCAUUUGCAUGAUCAUUUGCCGCGCUGGCUUGUUCCUGCUACAUCUUGCUGCCGUCGAGCUUGUUCCAAACAUGGCAGAACUGAUGAAAGAGAGAUGAGAUUGCAGAGAGGAGGGCUGCGGCUGGAGAGCAAACAGUUUGAUGGACCAAAUUGCAAAAUGUAUCAACCACCAAUGGCGGGAAAUCUUCCACCACGCGC